AUGCAGAUAAACGGUCGACCCCAAGACCCAGGCAGAACCAUCUCGCUCGUGCUACUGGAAAACUACAACUACUGGGUGAUUCUUGACCCAGCGCUACAGAGGCUCUACCUCAACAGCACCGGACGCGUGCUGGACAGAGAUCCUCCCAACUCCAUCACCACCAUUGUGGUUCAGAUCCAGUGCACCAAUGAGCUGGUCGGUACCAUCAUUUUGCACGAGGUGCGGAUAGUCGUGCGGGACAAGAACGACAACCGUCCUCGCUUUCAGCAGCCGCGCUAUUAUGUGGCAGUAAAUGAGCUCACACCAGUCGGAACGACCAUUUUCACUGGCUUUGCAGGAAACAACGGCGCCACCGACAUCGACGACGGCCCCAACGGACACAUAGAGUACAGCAUCCUUUACAACCCCAAUGACCCGGCCUCUAACGGCACAGUGAGUGUCGCUAACACCCUGUCAGGACACAUUACUCUGGCUGAGAGGCUAAACUAUGAGGCGAGAACCCGCUACCUGGUUUUAGUCCAAGCUAAUGACCGCGCCCCUUACCCCCCAAACAGGCAGACGGCGACCACCACGCUGACCGUGGACGUCCUGGACGGAGACGACCUGGGCCCAAUGUUCCUCCCCUGCGUCCUGGUGAACAAUACCCACGACUGCAACCCCAUCACCUACCACGUAGCUAUCCCAGAAUUCACUGAACCGAGCAAACUCAACCCCCUGAAUGUGACCCCGUCGAUCCAAGCUGUGGACAUGGACCGAAACAUCCAGCCUCCGUCAGACAGACCUGGCAUUCAUUACUUCAUCCUGGUUGGUCAUCCCAACACAUAUCCAGACUACUUCUCCCUGAACAGAACCACUGCAGAGCUGCGCGUUCUUAAGCCAAUCAGCAGGGACAUCUAUCAACGUUUCACACUCAUCAUCAAGGCUGAACAGGACAACGGUCAUCCCCUCCCAGCCUACGCUGACCUCAUUAUUGAAAUCCUGGACGAGAACAACCAGGCGCCAUACUUCCAGUUCGCCACCUAUCAGGGCUACGUGAGUGAGUCCUCCCCUGUGGGUACGACUAUCUCCGCCAGUGCCAACCUCACCGCCCCGCUGGGACUCAUCGCUCUGGAUAAUGACAUUGAGGAGACAAAAGACCCCAUGCUGAAGAUUACCCUGAACGACUACACUGCGAUCUUUGGCCUGACCCCAACCGGGCUAAUCCGUUACCUGAGGCUCCUCAAACCUGUGGAUCGGGAGACGCAGAUGGUCUACACCUUCACGAUGGUGGCAUCAGAUGGCGUCCAGCAGAGUAUCCAAGUAACUGUCAACAUCCUGGUCCUUGAUGCCAAUGACAACACGCCCACGUUCCCCAAGGUCUCCUACAGCGUCGAAGUCUUCACAGACAUGCAGCAGGGGGAGACGGUGCUACAGUUAACAGCGGCAGAUGCUGAUGAGGGACUGAAUGGCCUGGUGACCUAUGAGAUACUGGCUGGAGCUCAGGGACAUUUUAUCAUUAGUAAUCGCACUGGACGUAUCACUGUGGCUCCCGGUGUCACUUUAACAGUGGGUCGAUCAUACGCACUGACUGUCAAAGCCUCUGACAACGCGCCAGAGAUCCAGAGAAGGAGCUCCAUCACGACGGUGUACAUCGAGGUCCUGCCACCCAACAACCAGAGCCCCCCGCGCUUCCCCCUCUUCACCUACAGCAUCGAAGUGAGCGAGGCCAUGCGGAUCGGAGCUAUUCUGCUCAACUUGCAGGCCACAGACAGAGAAAAUGACCCCAUCACAUACCGCAUUGUGAGCGGGGAUUCCCAGAAGGUCUUCAACCUCUCUGAAACGAUUGGUCUUCUGCUGCUGGACAAGCCCCUGGACAGAGAGACCACUGAUAAGUACCGUCUGGUCGUUACAGCCUCUGACGGCAACCCUGGCGGGACGUCCACUACAACUGUGAACAUAGUCGUCACUGAUGUCAACGAUAAUGACCCCAAGUUCAACCUCAACACCCCCACUAAUUUCACUGUGCUAGAAGAACAGGCCAACUUGUUCAUAGGAGUAGUCACGGCCACGGAUCCAGAUGCAGGGGCUAAUGGCCAGGUGCGCUACCGGAUUGUAAAUCAUCCCGACUUGUUCACGAUCGGGGACAACGGCAGCAUCUACACACGGGUGCCUCUGGAUCGGGAGCUCAGGAGCCAGUACCUCCUGGUGGUGGAGGCAUCAGACGGGGCGGUGGAUCCACGUCGGACCUCCUGGACGCUAACAAUCCUGGUCACAGAUAUCGAUGACAACAGCCCGAUGUUUUCUCAGCAAACUUAUGUGGUGAACGUCCCUGAAAACAGCCCGGUGGGAACUGUAAUUCUGAAGCUGAGCGCAGUGGACUCAGACCUCGUCUCCAAUGUCACGUAUCGGAUCAAGACUGAAUCGGCCCGGCAGCUGUUCUCUCUGAACCCCAUCACAGGGGAGUUAGCUGUGCUGCAGACGCUGGAUUUUGAGAACCUGGCAGCUAUGGGCAUGGGGGCUUCUUACACUUUUCAGGUGGAGGCUGUCGACCAAGGAGGGGUCAUGCCCCCAGGGCAGGCCACCGUCACGGUCCGCAUCACGGAUAUGAACGACUUCUCCCCCAUCUUUAUUCAAGACCUGUAUAAGGGCUUGGUGGCCCCCAACGCAGAGAAAGGAACCGUCAUCACAACUGUUUUAGCUGAAGACCAAGACCCCCCUGGCACUCCGGCGAGCUUUGUCCGGUACAGAGUGGACCUGGACAGGUCGCCGUACAGCGGCAGUAUCUUUGAUGUGGAGGAGGUAUCUGGGAGAGUCAUCACUAAGGUCAACCUCAAUGAGCAGCCCAGCGUCACCUUCAAGUUGUUUGUGAUUGCCUUCGAUGAUGGGGAGCCGGUGAAGACUAACGGCACGUUGGUGGAAAUCACCGUCCUCCAGCCGUCUCGCAUCCCGAUCUUCACCCAGGAAGAAUACAAGUUCCCUCCAGUUAGUGAGCUGGCUCCUUUUGGCAAACCGGUGGGGACCAUCCUGGCUGCUGCUGUCAAUCAAGCCAUCUUCUACUCCAUCGUGGCAGGAAAUGAACAGGGUCAUUUCCAGGUGAACAACAGGACAGGCGUCAUCUCCACAGCUAAGCCCCUGGAUUAUGAAAACGUGACCAGCUAUGUCCUCAGGGUCCAGGCAGACUCGAUGUUGGUCGUCAUGUCAAACCUGCGCGUUCCUUCCAAAACGAACACAGCCAAGGUGUUUAUUGAGGUGCUUGACGAGAACGACCACCCUCCCCUUUUCAGCAGGAAGCUCUACAUAGGCGGCGUGACGGAGGACACCAAGAUCUUCAGCUCCGUGCUCAAGAUAGUGGCCACUGACAAGGACACCGGGAAUUACAGCGCCAUGGCGUACCGCCUGAUUAUCCCGCCCACGCCGGAGGGCCAGGACAGCUUCGUCAUCGAGACCUACACGGGCAUGGUCAAGUCGGCCAUGAUGUUUCGAAAUAUGCGCAGGUCCUAUUUCAAGUUUGAGGUUAUUGCCACAGACGACUACGGGAUAGGUCUCAGCAGCAGUGCCGAUGUGGUGGUUUCUGUGGUCAACGCGCUGGACAUGCAAGUUGUUGUGUCCACUGUCCCUCCCCAUUUAGUGGAAGAGAAAAAAGAGGAGCUCAUUAGUAUUAUGGAGCGCUACAUCCAGGACCAGAUUCCAGGGGCCAAAGUGAUUGUAGAAGCGAUUGGGCCCCGUCGUCACGGCGACGGCUUUGAGCUGGAGGACUACAGUAAGACGGACCUGAUGGUGUACGCCAUCGACCCGCUCACCAACAGGGCCAUCUCACGCCAGGAGCUCUUCAAAUUUCUCGACGGCAACGUGCUGGACAUCAACAAGGAGUUCCAGCCGCACCUCGGCGAGGGCGGCCGCAUCCUGGAGAUCCGCUCUCCGGACAUCGUGGCCAGUGUGAAGAAGGCGGCUCAGGCCGUGGGCUACACGGAGGGGGCGCUCCUAGCUCUGGCCAUCAUCAUCAUCCUCUGCUGCAUCCCCGCCAUCCUCAUCGUCAUGGUCACCUACAAACAGUUCAAAGAGCGACAGGCAGAAUGUGCCAAAACCGCCCGGAUUCAGAUGGCCUUACCGCCGGGAGGGAAAGCACCUCCUGCGGCUGCUCCCAGCACCAACCUCUAUGAAGAGCUGGGCGACAGCAGCAUGAGGCGAGGCUACGGCAGACAGGAGCUCUCCAUGGAGUCAGGUAUCGACCCGGGCCAGGACUACUACACACAGGACUACUAUAAUUACGACCAAGGGUACGACCUUCCUCAGUUCGGCAGUCGGAGGAGGCUGAUACCGCCCAUGUAUGAUGAAUAUGGAGAGGUGAUAAUGGAGGAUGAUGGGUAUUACUACAGUGGCCCGGAGGACCGAGGCAGAGGCAGGGGCCGUGGCGGCGUGCGGGGUAGAGGUCCAUCCAAGAAGGUUGCAUUUAGAGAUGUGCCGCCAGGGGAUGAAAUCGAACAAGCUGAGCCAGCAGCGGAGGGUGAGCCUUCUAAGGCUGCCAAGAAACUGAAGUCUGUUAUGAAACUCAGCAAACUCCUGGCAGCCAGCAAGAGAGAGAAGCCAUCUGAUGCGGCUCCCUCUGGCCCAUCCGCAUGGAAAAAAGCCAGAAUGUUCAAGAUGUUUGGUGCCUGGAAGAAGGACAAAGAUUAUGCCAAACUGAUGUCAGCGCGCCGCAUUGACAGCCAGGAGAGUCUGACUGACGGGCCGGCGCAUACGGGACCAAUCGACAGCAAGUCUGAUUCCCGCAGCCGUCUUGGCAAAGUUAUGAAGAAAAUCAACUUAGGCAACAGGCUGCGGGCCAGGAGGAAGUCGCAGAGUAGUGUGAGUCGUGGCUCUGCCACAGGCAGCGAGAGAGACGAGGAGGCCUCGCAAGCCACCAGUGAGGAUGAGAGGAGGUCCAAGGUGUCUAUCAGUGUCACAGAGAGUGAGCAGGAAGCAGGUGCAAGUGGAAGCGGUAAGGAGAAAGGCUCUGAUGAUGAAUCCUCAGAGAAAAGCAGUGUUGACAGAGAUUAUCUGAAAGUAGAUUUAGACCGAGACGAUGCCAACGAAAGCACAGUGGACUCAGAGGAAGAGCCAGACGAAGAUCCAGGGGAUUCUGAUGAGGAGAGCAAGUCCAAAUCUGAAGGAGAAGAAAGUGAGAAGGAAUCUGUUAGUGAGAAAGAAUCGGCGACCGAUAAAGAAUCGGAUUCAGAGAAAGAGUCCGAUUCUGAGAAGUCAUCGGCCACAGAGAAAAAAUCUGAAACAGAGAAAGAGUCUGACUCCGAGAAAGAGUCUGAAUCUGAGAAAGAAACUGAAUCGGGAACAGGGACGGCAACAGAGAAGGAAACCAGCUCAGAAAAGGGUUCAGAAACAGGGAGGGACUCUGAGGAAGAGUCUGAGGAGGAAGAGGCUUCAGAGAGUGCUGCAGGAAGUGGGUCUUCUGCCCGCUCUUCCAUGAGAUCAUCAGCUACUGGAGCCAGCAAGAAGAGCAGGUCAUCAGCCACGAGUGGUAGUGAGAGUGCAAGUAGGAGUGGUAGCAGGAGGAGUGGGAGUGGCAGCGGUAGUGGUAGCGGUAGUGGUAGCGGCAGUGGUAGCGGCAGUGGUAGCGGCAGUGGCAGCGGCAGUAGUAGCCGUGCUGCGUCUUUAUCUGGUUCCAGCUUUAAGUUGUCACAGAGAACCAGGUCAUCAGGAAGUGUAGUUACAUCAGAGAAGUCCAGCGAAGAGCUCAGUGAUGCCGAAUCAGGGACAGGGACAGGGACAGCCAGCGAGGCAGAGUCAGGCAGUGAAGGCUCCUCAUCUCGUGGGUCCAGCCAGAGGAAAACAUCUGAAUCCGAGUCUGCUGGAGGGUCUUUUCCUGGCAGUCAGAUGGAGGAUCAAAGUUCCCUGGGUAGCAAGGAGAGUUCUGUUGCCUCCAAGUCCACCAGUGGCAGCCGGCGUUCCCGAAAGUCCGUUCGGAGCCGCGUAUCUGAGGACACGAUAACAGAGGAGAGUGAAGAAGAGGAUGAGGAAGAAUCUCAGUCUGCUGAGGAGAGCAAAGAUUCGGCCAGCGAGCUCAGCGACGACACAUUGUCCACCAAGUCCAGUGUGACAUCUGGAGACCCGGGACCCUCUGCCCCUUACACUGCUCCCCCAUAUCGCUCAGAGAUCAGAAGCAUGGGCGAGACGUCUGAGGAGACAUACGGAGGACUAUCCCCCAUCACAGAGGUGGAUGAGGACGCCAUCUCCUCUGACAGGUCCUCAGCCAGCGGCUCUGGAUCAGAACCCAGCGGUGCGUCGAAGGCCUCCGGAGAAACGGGGGCGACGUCAGAUGCUGAUUCAGAGUCUGAAGGAAACUCAACUUCCUUCUAGAGAGAUA
Platichthys flesus (European flounder) is the source of this 6337-nucleotide messenger RNA. Its product is annotated as protocadherin-15-like. Gene Ontology annotation, cellular component: plasma membrane; adherens junction; catenin complex. Gene Ontology annotation, biological process: cell morphogenesis; cell-cell junction assembly; sensory perception of sound. The transcript has 33 exons. The coding region runs from base 1 to 6330 and encodes 2109 amino acids. Gene Ontology annotation, molecular function: cadherin binding; calcium ion binding. The record is from RefSeq and is a predicted model, not a curated record. Lineage: Eukaryota; Metazoa; Chordata; Actinopteri; Pleuronectiformes; Pleuronectidae.